GUCAGUUCAGACAUUACCGAGCGAUAUUGAACUUAGCUUCCGUUCUGCUGUUCUAAUUCAACCCUCGCGUCUGCCGUUGGACAGCUCCUGCCCCGCCCCAAGCUAGCAACUUCCUGAUACAUCUGUCACCUUACGCCAACACAUCCACGGCUUCAGACUACACCCUUUGGAAUCUGCAGAACUUGCGCCAAAAUGAGUGGUGGUUGGAACACCAUCGAGUCCGAUGCGGGCGUCUUCACCGACCUUCUCACCAAUCUCGGCGUAAAAGGUGUCCAAUUCGAAGAACUCCUCUCCCUAGAACCCGAUGCCCUCGCGCAGCUGCACCCCGUCUACGGCGUCAUCUUUCUCUUCAAGUACCCGACAAACGAGCCCUACCGAGGGACUGACAAGCCUCUCGAUGGCACCUUCGACUACGACGCCAGCGAACGACUCUUCUUCGCUCAUCAGACCAUCCAGAACGCGUGUGGCACGCAGGCGCUCCUGAGCGUGCUCCUCAACAAAGCCGACCCGUCCGUCUCCCAAGAAGGCGAUGCGGGGUACAUCGACAUCGGCGACAAGCUUCGCGACUUCCGCGACUUCACCAUCGCCCUGCCGGCCGAAAUCCGCGGCGAAGCGCUCUCCAACUCGGAGCUGAUCCGCGACACGCACAACUCGUUUGCGCGCAGCAGUCCCUUUAUCGACGAGACGCAGCGUCGGCCCGAUGAGGAGGAAGGAGACGCAUUCCAUUUCAUUGCGUACUCGCCCAUCGGCGGCACCCUUUACGAGCUCGACGGCCUGCAGCCAGCGCCCAUCAGCCACGGCGCUUGUACCCAGGAGGACUUCCCGCAGAAGGUUAUGGACGUUCUGCAGCGGCGCAUUGCCAGGUAUGACGCCAGCGAGAUCCGGUUCAAUCUGCUGGCUAUGAUCAGAGACCUACGGAUUCGGGCGCGAGAGUUUGCUGAUGAGGAAUUGCUGGCGACCGAGGAGCGCAAACGUGAGGCUUGGCGGUUUGAGAACGCCCUGAGGCGACACAACUUUGUGGGGUUUGCGGGCGAAAUUCUCAAGGGUGUUGUGUCGGCGAAACUUGCGGCGGGAGGGAGUGCGUAUGACGACUGGGUUAACCAGGGCAAGAAGAAGAUGGAGAAGAGGGCAGCUGAACAGAGGGCAAGGAAAGGUGGAGAGGGAGAAGACGUAGAGAUGCAGGGCUGAAGAGUCCCAUUUGCUCAUCUAGAAACUGGCGGUGCAUCUGUUUGGUUAUGUAUAUGAUCACAACUAUAUGAGCUCCCUGGUCAGCCAUUGGGAGCACGCCGGGUGCUCUGGGGUAACAAUGUGCAAAUCACCAAAGGCUUGUUGUACAUGUGGUGAAGAGAUAAGAAGCAUCGGUGGAUUUCAUA
Messenger RNA from Neurospora hispaniola, 1373 nucleotides. Its product is annotated as ubiquitin carboxyl-terminal hydrolase. Gene Ontology annotation, molecular function: cysteine-type deubiquitinase activity. The transcript is spliced from 3 exons. The record is from RefSeq and is a predicted model, not a curated record. Gene Ontology annotation, cellular component: cytoplasm. NCBI's taxonomy places the organism in Eukaryota, Fungi, Ascomycota, Sordariomycetes, Sordariales, Sordariaceae. Gene Ontology annotation, biological process: protein deubiquitination; ubiquitin-dependent protein catabolic process. The coding region runs from base 193 to 1188 and encodes 331 amino acids.